AUGGCGGCGGCCGCGGCGCUCCCGGGCGCGGCGGGCCUACCCGCGGGCGGCGGGCCGGGGGCGGCGGGGGCGCGGGCGGCGGGUCCCGCCGGGGGCUGGGCCGUGGCGCGCCUCGAGGGCCGCGAGUUCGAGUACCUGAUGAAGAAGCGCUCGGUGACCAUCGGGCGCAACUCGUCGCAGGGCUCGGUGGACGUGAGCAUGGGCCACUCGAGCUUCAUCUCGCGGCGCCACCUCGAGAUCUUCACGCCCCCGGGCGGCGGCGGCCAUGGCGGGGCGGCCCCGGAGCCGUCCGCGCAGCCCGGGCCCGACACCGGCGGCGACUUCUACCUGCGCUGCCUCGGCAAGAACGGCGUGUUCGUGGACGGCGUGUUCCAGAGGCGCGGGGCGCCGCCGUUGCAGCUGCCGCGCGUGUGCACGUUUAGGUUCCCAAGCACAAACAUCAAGAUCACGUUCACUGCCCUGUCCAGUGAGAAGAGGGAGAAGCAGGAGGCUCCUGAGUCCCCAGUGAAGCCCGUGCAGGCCCACAUCUCGCCCCUGACCAUCAACAUUCCAGACACCAUGGCCCACCUCAUCAGCCCCCUUCCCUCCCCCACAGGAACCAUCAGUGCUGCAAACUCCUGCCCAUCCAGCCCCCGGGGAGCAGGGUCUUCGGGGUACAAAAUGGGCCGUGUGAUACCAGCUGACCUCAAUUUAAUGGCCGACAACUCCCAGCCAGAAAAUGAAAAGGAAGCUUCUGGUGGAGACAGCCCAAAGGAUGAUUCAAAGCCACCUUAUUCCUAUGCACAAUUAAUUGUACAAGCAAUUACAAUGGCUCCUGACAAACAACUCACUCUAAAUGGGAUUUAUACUCACAUCACUAAAAAUUACCCAUACUACAGGACUGCGGACAAGGGCUGGCAGAAUUCAAUUCGCCACAAUCUCUCUCUGAAUCGGUAUUUCAUCAAAGUACCACGUUCCCAGGAAGAACCAGGCAAAGGCUCAUUCUGGAGGAUAGACCCUGCCUCUGAAAGCAAAUUAAUAGAGCAGGCUUUUAGGAAAAGACGGCCUAGGGGCGUGCCUUGCUUUAGAACCCCUCUGGGACCGCUCUCGUCUAGAAGUGCCCCAGCCUCUCCCAAUCACGCUGGAGUGCUGUCUGCUCACUCCAGUGGUGCCCAGACCCCCGAGAGCCUGUCGAGGGAAGGUUCCCCGGCCCCCCUGGAGCCGGAGCCCAGCGCGUCACAGCCCAAACUGGCCGUCAUCCAGGAGGCACGGUUUGCUCAGAGUGCACCAGGCUCUCCCCUGUCUAGUCAGCCUGUUUUAAUCGCUGUGCAGCGGCAGCUGCCGCCGACGAUCAAGCCUGUCACCUACACGGUCGCCGCCCCCGUGACCACCGCGACCUCCCAGCAGCCUGUCGUGCAGACGGUGCACGUCGUCCACCAGAUCCCCGCGGUGUCCGUCACCGGCGUGACCGGCCUCGCCCCGGCCAGCACGUACACUGUUGCCGGCCAGGCCGUGGUCACGCAGGCGGCCGUGCUGGCCCCUCCUAAGGCAGAGCCGCAAGAGAAUGGAGACCACAAAGAAGUAAAAGUAAAAGUGGAACCUAUUCCUGCGAUUAGCCAUGCCACGCUGGGCGCCGCUAGCCGGAUCAUUCAGACGCCACAGACCACCCCCGUCCAGACGGUCACCAUCGUGCAGCAGGCUCCUCUGGGUCAGCACCAGCUACCAAUAAAAACUGUGACGCAGAACGGGACUCAUGUGGUGCCAGUCCCUGCCGCCGUCCACGGCCAGGUGAACAACGCGGGGGCGAGUCCUCUGCACAUGCUGGCAACACACGCAUCGGCGUCCGCCUCCCUGCCCACGAAGCGCCAGAACGGCGACCAGUCGGAGCAGCCGGAGCUGAAGCGGGUCAAGACGGAAGACGGCGAGAGCAUCGUCAUCGCGCUGAGUGUGGACACGCCGCCGACGGCCGGCAGGGAGAAGGGUGUCCAGAACUAGCGACUGGGACAGCUUUUCUUACUUUAAUAUCAACUCUGUGGUGCCAAAAGGAGACACUGCCUCUCACCGACGCUCGGAACGCCGUCUCGGUGGGUAGAGGGCCCUGCGGUUGGACUUCACCUCAGCACUGAAAACACAAAACCCAGGUGGCCUUACGCUCCUUAAAGACAGAAGUCACACCUGAACAAAACCACGUGCAACAGAACCUGGUUCCGGCCGCGUCUCCCCGCCCCGGGCUCACCUGGUGACCCCGGAUUAGAGGCGCGAGGUCCCGGUUGAGCCCGUGCCUGGGGCGGGCGGAGCUGCCGGGACAGGGCGGGCGCCGUCCCCGCUGCCCUCCCAGGACGCCUGGGGCUGGCGCUUGCAGAUGAGACCGUGUUUUGUUGUCCACAUGUGGAAUUAGAGUAUUUUGAGGUGUACUUUCUUUACGAAAUAAUGGGGUCUUUGACAUUUCAGAUCACUCCAUUUCUACUCUGGAAAUUUUGGAAUCACACAGGACUUUUUGUGUUGAUUUCAUUUGGGGAAAAGAAACAAUGUAGUUUUGUUUUUGUUGUUUGUUUUCAGCCUAUGGAAUGAUUUCCUUUUGUCUAUCCUGUUAAUGUUCAGAUGGAGCUGCUUGAUGACAUCUGCAGGUUUUCCGUGUUAGAGCAGGUGCCGGAUGCAUUUAGGAUGGACAGACAGACUGACUGGACAGACGGAUGCCCGUGCUGGGCUGCAUGUAGCCAUGACCGAAAGAACUGCCGGACUCUCCGAGCUGCACUUAACUGGUUCUCUUUCCUGCUACUUUCUGUUGUUUGUUUCUUUGUGUUGACUUUGUCCCGGCAUAAUUUUCCACUCUAAGUAAAACAAGCCUCCUAAGUGUUGUGUGUGUUUCAAACGACAGAACUGUUCCUCCUUCAUUUGGAAAAAAGAUUCCGUCUUCUUCCACAUACCCUUUUCAGACAAGCGUCAUAGGUCUCUCUGUGGCACGUUCCUAGUCACGGUCACCGGCUCGAGGCACAGAGCCAUCGUCCGACCAGCCGUCCACCCGGUGACGCUGCCAUCUGCCCGGCACGCGGGGAGCAGCAGGUGCGGGGUGGAGGAGAGGCUGCGUGUUAACACGAGGGCCUUGGAAACAUCCAGGUCCUUCUCUGAUUUGUGACAGGAAAUCCCCCUCAGCCUUUCAGAACUGAAGCAGUCCUAAAGCUGACUUCUCUCCUACAAGACACAAAGGUGAGUGAAUGAGCAGUAAGGGCCCCCCUCCCCCCCCCCCCCCCCCCCCCCCCCCCGCCCGCCCGCCCGGCCUCCGUCGCGCUGCCCCUGAACAAAACCCUUGGCCUUUCCAGAGCGGUCUGAGGGGGUCAGGGCUGAGCAGCCGUGCAACUAGAAGAGGGCUUUGGCCUUGUUGUGAACUUUUAAAUGUCAUCAUCAUCAUCAUGUUAUUUAUUUAAAUGUAGUUAUUUUGGUAUUUAAUUUUUUUUUUUUAAAGAGAGGGAAAACCCUGUAUUUUCCUGGUGGAAUGAAACGGCUCAGAGUGGUAUAUUUAGGCAAUUUUAAAACCUUAUUUACCUACAGACCAAAUAUGAUAAAUUUGUUCUAAGUAUUGUGUGUUAACCCACAGUACGGAGCUGUCACAAUGUUAUUGCAGAUAAUGCGUAUGAAAAAUAAUGAAAUUACUGCACACUAGCUGGAUUUAUAACUCAGCCAUUAAAGAAAAAUAAAAAUGAAACC
This is a messenger RNA of Lynx canadensis (Canada lynx), 3684 nucleotides long. It is a transcript of the gene FOXK2, whose product is annotated as forkhead box K2. Gene Ontology annotation, biological process: regulation of transcription by RNA polymerase II. Gene Ontology annotation, molecular function: DNA-binding transcription factor activity, RNA polymerase II-specific; RNA polymerase II cis-regulatory region sequence-specific DNA binding; protein binding. NCBI's taxonomy places the organism in Eukaryota, Metazoa, Chordata, Mammalia, Carnivora, Felidae. The record is from RefSeq and is a predicted model, not a curated record. The transcript has 9 exons. Bases 1 to 1974 code for a protein of 657 amino acids.